AUGGCUCCCAACCUUGCCUUGUCUACUCUGGAGUUUAUUCGCGACAUGAUCUUGAGCAAGUCACUGACCACAUCCCAGAUCGCUGAUGCUGCUGGAUGCAGCCCUCGUUUCAUUAUCACCAUCCGUAGUAAUCUUACGGCAAUUUAG
Penicillium taxi is the source of this 147-nucleotide messenger RNA. RefSeq lists its product as uncharacterized. Lineage: Eukaryota; Fungi; Ascomycota; Eurotiomycetes; Eurotiales; Aspergillaceae. Bases 1 to 147 code for a protein of 48 amino acids. The transcript has a single exon. The record is from RefSeq and is a predicted model, not a curated record.